AUGACAUCUGAGGCAGGUGGUCUUUACCAGUGCCUCUCCGAUCUCGUUAGGGUGGAUGACACUGGAGAUUAUACUAAAGGUCUCCAAGUGGCUAAUAAACUUCUUCGUCGUUAUCCAAAAGAAGUGUAUGCUUAUAAGUGCAAAGUAAUUGCUCUUAUACAGCUUGGUCAGUACGACGAUGCUCUUACUCUCAUCAAGAAAACUCCCAACCAUCAAAUGGGAGAGAUCAGUUUUGAGAAAGGUUAUGUUCUCUAUAGAAUGGGAAAAAUUGAGGAAGCUCUGAGUGCUCUUUCCUCUAAGGGCGAAGGCGAUUCAAGAAUUCAGGAAUUGCAAGCUCAAAUAUACUAUAAGCUCGAGCGCUUCCAGGAAGCUCAUGAUAUUUAUCUGAACUUGUUGAAAAAUCACACUGAUGAUUAUGAUGAUGAAAGAAAGGCAAACUUCAUUGCUGUGCAAGCUCAGUUAGAAGCACAGGGAACUUCAGGAAAUAUUUCAACUGGACUGGAAACUUAUGAACAUUUCUACAACGCAGCUUGCCAUCAGAUAGAAAAAGAGAAUUGGACUUCCGCAUUGGAAUUUUUGGAGAAAGCUAUAAGUAUCGCAUCUCGAGAUUUCGAAGCUGAUGGAUUGUCUGAGGAGGAAUGUGAAGAGGAAUUGAGCAUUAUCAAUGUUCAAAAAGCCUUCGUUCUGUUAAAAAUGGAAAAAAUUGAAGAAGCAUUGGAACUUUUCAAAGCUGUUCAAGCUACUAAUCCUAGCGACAUCAGUGUUCAAGCAGUUUUGGUUAACAGCAUUCCUUGUGCUUCCAACAAUGUUAAUUUGGCGGACGCCCGCAAAAAGUUCAAGUUUGCUCUCCAUCUGGAUCAGUCGAAGCUAUCUAGAAAACAGCGCUAUACCUUGAUGCUUAACAAUGCUAUCAUACUCCUGUUAUCUAAUCAACGUGAACCUUGUCGACGUUCACUUGCGGAGUUGAUCGAGAAGUUUGGAAAAAAUAAAGAUUCGAGGCUCGUAGAGGCUUCGCUUUUGGUCAAACUCAAUGAAGUAGACAAAGCUAUUGAGAUUUUGGAUGGUGAUGAUGAGGAAACAAUGCUCGCGAAAAUUCAUAUUCUUUUGAAUAAUGGUAGGGUUGAUGAUGCUCUUCAAGCUUUGCGCAGUUUACCUGCAAACUUUAAAUCCAAGCCAGGAAUAGCGAGUUUGAUUGUUAGUUGCCUAGUCGCAUUGAACAAACAUGAUGACGCUGGAAAGGAGAUGGAUAAAGCUCUGCAAAACACUACCGACCCUCUUGUUCGGAAAACCAUCCUUGAUCAAGCUGCUCAGCUGAAGCUCUCUCAAGGAGAAGCUGCACAAGCAGUUAAAUAUCUAGAACAACUAGCAAGUAUUUCUCCAGAGGAUGUAACUAUUCAAUGCCGCCUGAUUCUUGCCUAUGCUGAUGUCGAUCCUAAGAAGGCUGAAGCUCUGAGCGUUAAGGUAUUCCCUGAUGAUAAUGCCGCUGGGGUUAAUGUUGAGGAGUUAGAAGAGAGUGAUUGGAUAUUAUACGGCGAAAAGUACAGACAAAAGAAAGAAACGAAAAUGGAAGUUGAAGAUUCGGAGAUAAUCACGAGAAAGUUGAAGAAUAGAAAGCGUAAGAGAAAAAUACGCUUGCCCAAGAACUACGACCCCAACACUCCUCCGGAUCCGGAAAGAUGGUUACCUAAGCAAGAGCGUGCUGCCUAUAAGAAAAAAUAUAAGAAGAACCGUGAUAGAGACAUUGGUAGAGGAACACAAGGAUCUUCCAGUGCAAAUCCAAACGUUGAGUUUACCUCGAAUUCUCCCGCAUCGCCAAGACCAGUUGGAGCACCUAUCGCCGAAGGCCCCCGCCAGAUGAGACCUAAACAACAGAAGGCCAAGAAGAAGAAGGCCAAGUAUUAA
Auanema sp. JU1783 is the source of this 1902-nucleotide messenger RNA. Lineage: Eukaryota; Metazoa; Nematoda; Chromadorea; Rhabditida; Rhabditidae. The record is from the annotation of a GenBank genome assembly.